Messenger RNA from Pleuronectes platessa (European plaice), 3386 nucleotides. RefSeq names its product B-cell receptor CD22. The transcript has 12 exons. NCBI's taxonomy places the organism in Eukaryota, Metazoa, Chordata, Actinopteri, Pleuronectiformes, Pleuronectidae. The record is from RefSeq and is a predicted model, not a curated record. Bases 125 to 2137 code for a protein of 670 amino acids.
UUUGCAUGUGCAGGUGAGCACAUCAGUGAAGUAUGACUUUUCUAUCAAGUUAGAGCUCAGGUGUCAGAGCAGUUGUCGUCUUCCUGAUCAUCUGAACUACGUCUGGUACAAGAAUCAACAGAAGAUGAAGGAAGGAGAAUCUUAUUCAGGUUAUUUUCUUCAUACAGACAGAGUUUCCUGUGCUGUUAAAGGACUCGAGGAUUUACGCUCUCCCUCAAUGUUGGUGAGGAGUCAGACUGACUGGAGUGUGAGUUACACCUCUACUGAGAUCUGUGCCUUCAGAGGAUCAACAGUGGACAUUACCUGUACCUACACAUACCCAUCCAGGUGGAAUCACCUUGAUACUACAGUUCAGGAAAAGUUCUGGUUCAUUAAAGAGAGUAAUGGGAUUCACGUUGAUCUAAAGAAUGAUUCAGAGUAUUCAGGUCGUGUGGAGAAUCUCUGUGGAAACAACAAGUGCACUCUGAGAAUCUCUAACCUGAGAGAGAGCGACUCAGCUGUGUACAAGUUCAUGUUCACAACAAACCAACCUACUGGGAGUUUAACUGGUUCAGCUGGAGUCACUCUGUCUGUCACAGGUGUCCAGGUGAUCAGCACAAAAUCAUCAAGUUGCUGGAGGGAUGACUGUUCAUGGUCACGUGUUGAGUGUCAAACCAGUUGUUCUCCAACUCCCAGUCUGUCCUACAUCUGGUACAAGAACGGACAAAAGACACCGGGAGAAAAAUCGUUUACAGCCUACUUUUAUUCAAGAGACAGUAUUUCCUGUGCUGUGAGAGGCCACGAGGAUUUCCCCUCUGCUCCAGUGUGUGUCCAUGGAAAUUCAUGCAACAGAGUGAAUUACAUCGACAGGAACAUCUGUGCCUUUAAAGGCUCCUCAGUGGACAUCUCUUGCAGUUACAACAGUCACUCUAAUCGUAUCACAUCUAAGUCCUGGUUAGUUGCUGAGCGUGAGGAUGUGCAGCUGUAUCUUCCUCAAGCUGUGGACUUACUCAAAGACCCAGAGUUCACAGCUCGUGUUCAGGUCCUUGAUCCGGAGCCAGGGCGCUCCACUCUGAGGAUAAUGAACCUGAGACUGAGCGAUUCAGCCCAGUAUCGCUUCACAUUCAAAUCACAGUGGUUUGAAUGGGACAGAAGUUUCCCUGGCACAACUCUGACUGUCACAGAUCCAGAUGUUCAGGUGAUCUGUUCUCCGAUUGGUCCAACACUGACUUGUCACAGCAGCUGUCUUCUCUCUGGUCGUCCCUCCUUUAUCUGGUUCAAGAAUGGAACAGAAGUUCACGGGGAAACGUCUCCAACUUUCAGGGGAUUCCUUCACCCUGAAAACAGCUAUUCCUGUGCUUAUGAGCAUCACCACUCGUCCCCUGUGUAUGCUCCGAAGGUUCCUUUAGUGCAGCUGAGUCAACCUGGAGACAUUCUGAAGGACAGCUCGGUGUCUCUGACCUGCAGCAGUGAUGCUAACCCACCCCCUGCAUACACCUGGUACAAGGAGAACCAGACUUUGCUCAACAGAGCAGCUCAGCUGGUUUUCAGAUCCAUCAGGUCGUCAGACUCUGGAGAAUAUUACUGCACAGCUGAGAAUGAGCUGGGGAAGACAACGUCUAAACGUGUCUUAAUAAAUGUGAAAUAUGCUCCAAAGCCUCCCUCUGUGUCAGUGAGUCCCUCUGGUGAGAUCAUGGAGGGCAGCUCAGUGACUCUGACCUGCAGCAGUGAUGCUAACCCAGCAGCUAACUACACCUGGUACAAGGAGAACGAGGACUCACCAACAGCAUCAGGACAAAUCUUCACCAUCACUAAUAUCACAGCUGAACAUGGUGGAAAGUAUCAGUGUGAGGCCCAGAACACACAAGGACGUAGUUACACCACUUUUCAUCUGACUGUUGGAGCAGGGAAGUCAGUGAUAAUCAUGAAUAUCAUCAGGCUGACUCUGGUGGUCGUGCUGGUUCCAGUGCUUGUCUGGACUCUGUGGACGAGGAUGAAGAAAACUCUGAGCUUGAAAUCAGAAGUGAAUGAAGUUGUGGAGAUGAUAGAGUCAGAAAACUGUCCUGAGUAUGAGAACGUUGCUGCUGCAGCACAGACAGAAGACACAGAGGAGCAGGAAGACCUGGUGGGAAGCAUCAGGUGCACUGUGAUUGGUUGAUGUAUGUCUGUAAGUAUGUGAGAGGAAACAGGAAGUAUCUCUCUUUCCAUCCCCAGUUGCAGCAGUUUGUACAGCAUGACCUUUAGAGCAAGAGUAUUGUUGUGUUGUGUCUUUUCUUUUUCUUUUCUGAUGGGUCCAGUCAACCAGUUUCUGCAGCUUUAUUGUUGUUACUUUUAGUUCUGAUGUUGGUUUAGGUUGAAGGAAGAUUCUCAGGUCCUACGACCCUUUGUGGGUUGGUGUGUUGGGUUUUCCUUCUUUGUCCAUUUUGCCGGCCUGUUGUUGAAGUUGUUAUCUUUUCUGCAAUCAAUAGAUUUUUUCUUUUGCUGUUACCCUCUGAACUAUGUUGGACUUGUAACCUUGUAGACAAUUGGGCCCUGUUUAUUAUAAUUAUUAUUUAUUAUCAUUUACUAUCAUUAUUUUAUUUCCAUAUAAUAUAUACUUAUUUCUCGAUUUCCCCUUUCUGUACCAUUCCCUGCAUUCACAUAUCGUUUACCUGUUGGUUAAUUAAGCUGUCCAUCAGUGAUUGAGUAUACUGGAGUCUAAUUGGCUGUAUCUGAGGAUGCAGACCUACGAUUGGGUAGAGGGAAGUAAGCCCCGCCUUUUCACGUAGCUGUCGUCGAUGCGCAGCCACACACGAGCAGACGAGAGACAAGCAGAGAAAACUAGUAGAAGUCGUAAAACUAGUAUAACUGUAGAAACUGUGUUUAUAAAACUAUAUAAAGCAGUGGAAGUGGAAGUUGAAGGAAACGGAACCGAAGUGAGACCGAAUUGAUGAGCGUCGGGAGUUUUAUUAUUUUCGGCGGAGUCUUGGCUAGGUUUUUUGGAAUCCCUUGAAACCGUUGAGAGAUUGGAUCGAAUUCCCCUUGACGAAGGGGUGGCGAGCUAGUGAUGAAAACACCUCCUUAUCCCAAGGAGUGGAUCGGAUGACCUGUAUGAGAAGCAUCACCUCCCAUCAGGUGAACACGUGCUGAAGCGCACACGUGACCAUUGACUAACUUUUUGACUUACGACCUGACAUUUUGACUUGAAGUACAUUGAACCAAAGAACACUUGCAAGGAUUUUAUUUUGUUUUUAUUUUAUUUUUCCUUAUGGACAUUCUGCAGCCAUUUAUUGGUGUUUAAAAGAAAUUGUUUUGAAUUGUUCUAAUGUUACCGGAUAUUGAUUAUUAUUGAAAAUUGAAUGUUACUGAUUGCACUUGAAUCUAUUUUAUUAUUUUUCUAAAAGCCAAUACAAUUCAUCUAAACGUAA